Molecule: messenger RNA, 1407 nt
Organism: Triticum aestivum (bread wheat)
Lineage: Eukaryota; Viridiplantae; Streptophyta; Magnoliopsida; Poales; Poaceae
Product: putative B3 domain-containing protein Os08g0325100
Exons: 7
Coding region: 85-1407 (440 amino acids)
Molecular function (GO): DNA binding
Source: RefSeq, a predicted model, not a curated record
GCGCGCCAUCAGGAGAGGGCGAAUAAUUCCCCUUCGGCCGGUUUGUAGACUUUCUUCGUCAAGAGGGGGAGGGCUGCUAAAAACAUGUGCACGUCUUGUGAAAGAUUGAACCUAUGGGAUGAGUAUCGCUACAAACUUUUGGAUGAUGAGGAGAAGCAUUUCUUGGUGCUUAUGUUGGGUGAUUUCCGAGAUGCAAUGAUAUUCCCAGAAGAACUUGUGUGGCGUUUUAAAUGUGAGAUCCCAGGAGAGAUCAAGCUAGUAAGCCGAAAAGGUUACAGUCACGCUAUUGUGGUUGCCAAGAACCAAGAAAAGCUUGUCUUUACAGUGGGUUGGAGGCAGUUUGUUGGACAGUAUGAUCUACAGAUGGGUGAUUCCUUAAUAUUAAAAUACAAUGGGAACUGCCAGUUUGAUGUCAUAAUCUUUGAUAAGCUUGGCCGUGAAAAAGCAUUGUCGGUUGUCGUGGAUCCUUUUUUGCCGCAGGUCCAAGAAAAUCCCAACAAGGCACAUGAAAUCGGAUCUUCUAAAAAUAUAGAUGUGCCCUCUGAAAGAUACAAAAGCUGGACUGAUUAUCACUACACAAACUUGGAUGAUGAAAAGAAAUAUUUCUUAAUGGUUAUGAUGGGCAAUUUUCAACAUGAGAUGAUCAUCCCGGAAGAAUUUAUUCGGCGUUUCAAGGGCGAGUUCCCAAGAGAGAUGAUACUUGAAACAAAAAAUCGUUGCAGUUACAUUAUUGCAGUUGCCAAGAACCAAGAAAAGCUUGUCCUUACAGUGGGAUGGGGCAUAUUCGUUAAAACCUUUGGUCUAGAGAUGGGUGACACCAUAGUAUUCAGAUACAAUGGAAACUCCCAGUUUAGUGCCAUAAUCUUUGAUACACUUGGCUAUGAGAAGGCACUUUCAGUUGUGGAUCUUUUUCCGCCUCUUGUGCAAGAAAGGCGCACAACUGUGAAAAGUUCUCAUUUACAUCCUCAACCCAUACAAAUGGUACUGCCAGAGUCACCACCAACGAAAAGGCAGCGACGCAUCCAAAUGGAAGUGUACGAGCCAUGUGAAGGCAAAAUCACUGCAAUAAAUAUUUCCUCCGCCGAGCCAUCUGGAGAGUCUUUCUCCUCUGAAGAUAACCAUGGAACACGUGAUGUGCCUGGUUACAAUUACAUUCUCAGGAAGAAGAAGGCCAAUCUAUCUUCAUUUCUUUUUGAAGGAGAUUCUUUCUCCUCUGAAGAUGGCCAUGGAGGACGUGAUGCCAUUGUCAAGAAGGCGGCAAAAUUAACUUCAGCUCAGAAGGAGCAGUUGAAGGAUGGUUACAUCACCGUGCACAAGACCAAACUAACUUCAGCUCAGAAGGAAGUGGUGAAGCAGAAGGUCCAAUCUAUACACUCAGAGAUCCCCAUCUUUGUCGCGGUUGAAUAA